AUGAAAACUGAUCUACGACGUCUUGCCAUUUAUAUUAUAGAACCCUUAUUGGGCAAGUCGAAGAAACUCGACCACAAAAGUAUCGUUUUGAUAUUUGUGGGUCUGGCUCUCGCUGUUUUCGUCGCCAGUCUCGAUGAGACUAUAGUUGCAACCGCUGCCGUCAGCAUUGUCUCCCAAUACAAGGCAUUUCACCUCUACUCGUGGAUUUCAGUCUCUUAUCUCGUAUGUUUGAACGCCGCUCAACCGCUGUAUGGCAAACUCUCCACUGUAUUUGGGCGAAGACCUGCUGUCCUUUUUGGCUUGACCGUUUUUCUUGCUGGUAGCGUCGGAUGCGCUUGGGCGCCAAAUAUCCAGUUGUUCCUCGUUUCACGGUGUGCCGCUGGCGUUGGUGCUGGUGGGAUGACCAAUAUGGCCUUCAUUAUUGUCUCUGAUAUCUUUCCACUCAAGGAACGCCCAAAAUACCAGAGUAUCUUGAUGAGCUCCUUCGGGGCUGCCAAUGUCUGUGGCCCAGUGCUGGGAGGAGUAAUCACAAAAAUGAUGGGCUGGCGCUGGUGCUUUAUUAUCAACAUUCCGAUUUGCCUUGUCACGUUUCUUGCCGUUGGCAUAUUUUUGCGUCUUCCUCGACCUGAAGGUCAGCUGAAUGCCAGCAUCAGACACGUUGACUUUGCUGGAGCAUUUACCCUCGUUGCCAGUGUAGUUGGAUUCAUGAUUCCUAUGACUCUAGGUGGUGACUACUUUGCAUGGAAUUCACCGGCCAUUUACGCUAUGCUUAGCACCGCUGUUAUCAGUCUAGUCUCAUUCUUUCUCAUUGAGAAAUAUGUUGCAGUUGACCCUAUUGUCCCUUUGAGACUCCUUAAGAACCGGAGUCUUGUUGGCGCUUGGUUAACUCUCUUCUUUUAUGGCAUGGUGUUUUUCUCUAUGAUGUACUAUCUGUAA
Messenger RNA from Serpula lacrymans var. lacrymans S7.9, 936 nucleotides. RefSeq lists its product as uncharacterized. NCBI's taxonomy places the organism in Eukaryota, Fungi, Basidiomycota, Agaricomycetes, Boletales, Serpulaceae. Gene Ontology annotation, biological process: transmembrane transport; basic amino acid transport. The transcript is spliced from 8 exons. Bases 1 to 936 code for a protein of 311 amino acids. Gene Ontology annotation, cellular component: fungal-type vacuole membrane. The record is from RefSeq and is a predicted model, not a curated record. Gene Ontology annotation, molecular function: basic amino acid transmembrane transporter activity.